GCCAUGACGUCAUGGGCGCACGUGGCCCUCCCCGCGGCCCCGGUGCGGGCUCACGCCGCUGCCGUCGCCGGGUGCGCGGCUCCGGGCAGCGCCAUGAGGGUGCAGCUGGAGCGGUGCUGCCGGGAGUGGCGAGAGCUGGGCCAGGAGUUCCAGCAGCUGCAGGAAACACACAAAGUUUACAGACAGAAACUGGAAGAAGUCACUGGCUUGCAGACAGCCUGCAGCAGCUCCAUACACCGGCAGAAGAAGACACUAAGGGAUCUGAAGCACAGCCUGCAACGGUGCAAGGCCAGAGCGAGUCCUGAAGAGUUUGCUCUCAUUCAGGAGAUCAGCAGCCAGAUCAAGGAGAGGCAAAAUGCCUUCUUUGACAUGGAAGCCUACUUGCCAAAGAAGAAUGGCUUGUACUUAAAUCUGGUCCUGGGAAAUGUGAAUGUAACUCUCCUGAGUAACCAAGCAAAGUUUGCCUACAAAGAUGAGUAUGAGAAGUUCAAACUUUAUCUGACAAUAAUCUUGUUACUCGGGGCCGUCACCUGCAGGUUUAUUCUUCACUACAGGGUGACAGAUGAAGUGUUUAACUUUCUGCUAGUGUGGUAUUACUGCACGCUGACGAUACGGGAAAGCAUCCUCAUUAGCAAUGGAUCAAGGAUCAAAGGCUGGUGGGUCUCCCAUCACUAUGUUUCCACCUUCCUGUCUGGAGUAAUGUUGACAUGGCCAGAUGGACUCAUGUAUCAGAUGUUUCGCAGUCAAUUUUUAGCAUUUUCAAUAUUUCAGAGUUGUGUUCAGUUCUUACAGUAUUAUUACCAAAGGGGCUGCCUUUAUCGUCUCCGUGCUUUGGGGGAGCGAAACCACUUGGACCUCACAGUAGAAGGAUUUCAGUCCUGGAUGUGGCGGGGGCUGACGUUUCUCCUUCCCUUCUUGUUCUUUGGCCAUUUCUGGCAGCUGUAUAAUGCAAUCACACUUUUUGGAUUGUCGAGGCAUAAGGAGUGCAAAGAAUGGCAGGUUUCUGUGUUGGCUUUCACGUUUCUGCUGCUCUUCCUCGGGAACUUCCUCACUACCCUCAAAGUCGUGCACACUAAACUCCAGAAGAACAAAGACAAAAUGAAGAAGCUGUGACCCCCCUCCCUGGGUGCUGGCUGCCAUCCCACUGCCUGUGGCAGGCGCUGGGUUUGGGAUGGAUCCUACUAAACCCCAGCUACACGAUGGACAGGCUCAGAAGGACUCAUCGUCCCCAUGUUUGGUGAAGGAUGUGGACUCUGCCAGCACAGACUCAGUAUUACCGCAAGCAUGGCUCUCCAGUCUGCAGUCCUGCUAUUUAUGUCUAUUUAAUACAAACUAUGUUUGCUUUUGGGGUUUUAUUUCUGUAUAUAGAGCAGCAUGCACCUGCCCAGCGAAGUGCCAGCAUUGGGAGAAUGUGGGAUCUACUGUAAUUCCAGUUCUGGAAUGCUAUUUAACACUUUUUCCUGAUUUAUUAUUUAAAUUCUGGGUACUGGAUUUGCAAAGGCUUAUGAAUGCUCCAGGUUGGUCAGUAACACAGAUCAAAUGCUGUUUUAAAGGCAUUUGUUGAAGGUGUAUUCUCAGUGGCAAUACCAACCUGUGUGUACUGUGAAAAAGAAGCCCAUCUUUGUACCAUAUUGCUGCUAUAUAUACACUUUUCAGAAGCUAUUUAAAGAAGAGAAAUCCUCUUUUGGAAACAAAACCAAGCAAGCAGAAGCAGUUUUUAAUGGCAGGGAAGUCUGCUAGCCUUCUUCCAGGGAGACCAGGUCAGCUGGCCAGGCCUGGAACAGACCUAAAAUAAACCAUUCAAUAUA
Melopsittacus undulatus (budgerigar) is the source of this 1808-nucleotide messenger RNA. It is a transcript of the gene TMEM120B, whose product is annotated as transmembrane protein 120B. The coding region runs from base 4 to 1113 and encodes 369 amino acids. The record is from RefSeq and is a predicted model, not a curated record. Gene Ontology annotation, biological process: fat cell differentiation. Gene Ontology annotation, cellular component: nuclear inner membrane. The transcript has 12 exons. Lineage: Eukaryota; Metazoa; Chordata; Aves; Psittaciformes; Psittaculidae.